Molecule: messenger RNA, 2581 nt
Organism: Hordeum vulgare subsp. vulgare (domesticated barley)
Lineage: Eukaryota; Viridiplantae; Streptophyta; Magnoliopsida; Poales; Poaceae
Exons: 3
Coding region: 131-2413 (760 amino acids)
Source: RefSeq, a predicted model, not a curated record
CCUCCCCAGCCCUCCUCCCCCCCACCUCGCCGUCGCCGUCGCCGGCGCCGGCGCCGGAGGCACCCGCCGCGCGCGCCCGUGCUGGCUCCGCUCGCUCCGCGGAAGGGAGAUCGACCGAAUUGGCCGGCAGAUGGGGAAGGCGGAUGUGUCGGCGGUGGGGGCGCUGGUGUGGGUGCGGCGCCCCAACGGGUCGUGGUGGCCCGGCAGGGUGGCCUCGCGCCUGGAGCUCCCCGACGACUGCCCGGCGCCGCCCCGCUCGCCCGCCACCCCCAUCCUGCUCCUCGGCCGCCGCGACGGGACCGCCUUCGUCGAAUGGUGCAACCUGGAGAGGAGCAAGCGCGUCAAGCCCUUCCGAUGCGGGGAGGCCGACCUGGACGACCUCAUCCGCAGGACCGAGGAGCAGACGGCGCGCCGACGCAGGGCCGGCUCCUCCAGGAACGCCCGCAAGGAGGACGCCGUGCUCCAGGCCCUCGACAUCGAGCGGGCCCGCCUCGGCCUCGGCCUCGCCCUCCGCCUCCGCCCCAGGGCACCAAGCACCGCCGCCCAGCAAGGGCCCCCCUCCGGCCCACCGCCGCCCAGGAAGCGCAAGACGCCCAACGACUCCGAGGACGACGCGCCCGCCGCCAGGCGCAUGAGGGACCUCACCGACAUCGGAUCCCCCCCGAAGCCCACCACCGGGCAGAUGACAAGGAGCAGGCAGGCUCGCCACGAUGCCAAGAGGAGCAAGGUGCCUCCUUCCACGGACCAGGUUGACAACAACCUGCCCUGCGGGCUCUCCAGGAAGAAGGACAGGUCCCGCCCGCUCUCGGAGCUCUGCAACGGCGGCUUCAAGCCCAGCAAUGGCUUGGGCUUGGAUACGUCGUUGGAUAAGUUAAAGCCGGAGCAAGCAAAGGGUGUCAAUGGAACCUCCUGCGUCACAAGGCCACUCGACGAUGCCUUCACCCGUGGCCCUGGCCCUGGGGAUCAACCUGCCGCCCCGAGUAUCUCGAAAGCAGAUCAUUUGCACGCCCACCAACCAUGUGCUGCAACAAAGGCUCCUCCUACCUGGGAAUGCACUAAGCGGGCUUCAAACUGCAGCAAGGAUGGCAUGUCUUCGCAAUGUGACAGCAGAAAUCCCAAGAAGAAAACCAUGAGCUCUGCCGACCAUGAGGGCGGCGGCAGGACCCGGAAGGGCAGGGCAGCAAAGCAUAAACCGGCGCCAAGCAACGAGGUUGUCCUCUUGAAGAGAAGGACGGCGAAGAGUGCCGCUGCACCUGAUGAGGAUGAUAAAAGCCUUGUUGUGAUGCUCCCUGGCGCUCUCGUCCAUGCGGCUCUGUGGCAGCGGUCUGAAAUCAAGUGUGAGCCUGAAGAGCCCUCUGGAACCAUAGGCAGGUAUCAUUCAAACGGCGAGACCGGUUCUGUGCCACCUGUGAUGUCGGAGCCGGCGCCGCCCCAGCGCAGAGAUCUGAGAUGCCAUGUUGCUGUGAAGCCGACCAAGACCCUGCAGCUGAACCCGUCCCUGUAUGAUGUGGAACUAAGCAGCGGGCAGGGAUGCGGCGGGGGCAGCAAGGGGCGGCACGUGCCCCUUGUGUCCCUGAUGAGCAGAUCGAGCAGGAGGCCUGUGGUUGGGUACCCGGUCUCCGUGGAGGUGCUGGACGCCACGGGCUGCCACCCUCCCGCCCCGAACGUCCACGGUGUGCCGAACGCUGCCCGCCACCAAACUUCUGCCCCGAGCGUCGCCGGUGUACAGGACGCCGUCCGCCGCCAACCGCCUGCCCCGAGCGUCAACGGUGUACGGGACAUCAUGCGCUGCCUCCCUCCUGCCCCGAGCGUCAACGGAGUGCCGGAUGCGGCGCGCCGCCACCCUACCGCCCCGAGCGUCGACGGGGUACGGGACGCCGCGCACCGCCACCUUCCCACCCGGGGCGUCAGCGGCGGCGACCACCCUCCUUCCACGAGCAGUGGCGCCAACGGGCUAGUGAAGGUGAAGGAGGAGGUGGAGGAGGAAGCCCCGCAGCGCGCUGUGCCGGCGUCGGCGCAGAGGGUGCGGGCGAAGCGCAGCCGUCGGAAGGCCUCGGAGGACGAGCUGUGGCGGCCGCACAGCAAGGAGGAGGAGGUAGGUGCGGCCCCUCGGCCGGUGCGGGCAAGGAGGAGCGUGCGCAGGAAGGUGGCGUCGGAGGACGAGUUGUGGCGGCCACACAGCAAGAAGCCGGCUGUGUCGGUAUCGGCUGUGUCGUCCCCAAGGAAGAUGCGGAGGCUGUCGUCCCUGGGCGCAACGAGCCAGCGAGGAGGGGGCGACGAGGAGAGGAGGAGGAGGAAGGGGCCGGGGGCAGGGACGGGGCAGCUGGUGGUGGCGUGUGUGCCGGUGCGCGUGGUAUUCAGCCGGAUCAAGGAGGCGUUGGUGAGCCAGCCGCUCAAGUUGAAAUCGAAAUGAGGCGCUGCUGGCUGUAAAUGAAAGUCAAAAUGUCUUGUGCUCUCUCUCUCUCUCUCUUGUGUGCUGCUGCUGCCAGCCAUGUAUGUGUUGUGUAUGUACAUGUGCUGUUUCUGUGUGUCUACUCUAACUCUAGAAGAAGAAGAAGAUGAUGAUGAUGAUUCAGAUUGA